Messenger RNA from Papaver somniferum (opium poppy), 1014 nucleotides. RefSeq lists its product as uncharacterized. The transcript is spliced from 2 exons. The coding region runs from base 1 to 1014 and encodes 337 amino acids. Gene Ontology annotation, molecular function: zinc ion binding; nucleic acid binding. The record is from RefSeq and is a predicted model, not a curated record. NCBI's taxonomy places the organism in Eukaryota, Viridiplantae, Streptophyta, Magnoliopsida, Ranunculales, Papaveraceae.
AUGGGGAUACAAAAGGAGAUAUUAGCACUAAGAGUGGAAGAGAAUGACAAGAUUCAUUUUGCUACGUACCUUUUCACUGGAGCUGUUGAUUUUUGGUGGGACUCGAUCAAAGGAGUCCGAAAUGCUACAGUUUGGGCAGAGUUUGAAACGCUUUUCUUUGACAAGUAUUUUCCCGAGACUGUCAAAGCCCAGAUGUGUGCCGCAUUUGAAACCUUAACUCAGGGAGACAUGACGGUUUCUCAAUUGGACAAGAAUUUCAGUGAAUUGGAACGUUUUGGGGAUAACUUGGUCAAUACGCCGUUACGAAGAGCAAGAAAACUUCAGGAUUCCCUGAAACCUUCCAUUCGUGCUAGGUUAGUACCAUGUCGCCUCACCACUUAUGAUGAUGUUCUUGAAACUGCAUUAGCUAUAGAAGCGGAUUGGAUCAAAAACCAAAAGGAAAGGGAUUGUCCUAAGUCGAAGACACCUGGACAACUAAAUGCAAUCUCGGGGUGUUAUCGUUGCGGGAAGGAUGAUCAUUUUGUAAGGGAGUGUCCUUUACCUGCACCACCUAGGCCACCAACUCAGAAUCAGUUUCAGAAUGCUCCAAGGCCGAAUUUCCAAGCACGACAACCAUACCAGCCGCGAAACAAUGCACCACCCUUCCAGCCAAGACGUCAGCCAAAUGUUCCGGAGCAGCCGAACCAUAUUGCUACUGUUGAGAAGAGGACAGAAAAUUCCGCAAUUGAGGGUAACUUCCUGAUCUUUAGUUCUCGUGCUAAAGUUUUGUUUGAUUCUGGAGCUACUCAUUCGUUCAUAUCAUUACAUUUAGCUGCUUAUCUCGGUUUGAAACCAGUACCCAUGGGGUUUACUUUGAAUGUCUCUUCACCACUAGGAAAUGUAGUGUCCCUUAGUAAAUUUUGCAAGGAUUGUGAAAUAACUUUUGGUGACUAUAGAGUGAAAGUAGAUUUGAUACCGAUGAGGCUCCAAGAUUAUGAUGUCAUUAUUGGUAUGAACUGGUUGUCACAAAACUAA